Messenger RNA from Sphaerodactylus townsendi, 9161 nucleotides. RefSeq names its product lysophosphatidylglycerol acyltransferase 1 (gene LPGAT1). The record is from RefSeq and is a predicted model, not a curated record. Gene Ontology annotation, molecular function: acyltransferase activity. Bases 658 to 1770 code for a protein of 370 amino acids. The transcript is spliced from 9 exons. Lineage: Eukaryota; Metazoa; Chordata; Lepidosauria; Squamata; Sphaerodactylidae. Gene Ontology annotation, cellular component: endomembrane system.
UUCCGGGGAAAGUGGGAGGGGGAAGGCCUAUGGAGGCCCAGCCUGCCGGGGGCUUGGCUGCCUGGCGGAGGGGAGGACGGCGCAGCCCGCCCGGGCUCGUUAGAGGGAGCUGUCGGCCAGAGGGAGCAGUGCUUGCUGCAGUGAGGGACCCACUCCUGCUCGCCGCCGCCGCCGCCGCCGCUUCCACCUCCUCGGGAGCCGGAGAGAAAAGGCGAGACUCGCGGAGGCGAGCGAGCAGCAGGAGCGUAAAAAGAGGCGGCGGCGGCGGCGGCGGCGGCGGCCAGCGGUCACGGCGCAGCCUCUGCCCAAGGAGAGCGCAGGGCCCCGCCAGCCACGGUCGCGGCCCCGCUAUGAACCUCGCCGGCUCCUCGGGACCGGCCCCGACCAAACAGCCGGCCAGGCGGAGGGAGCAGCAGAGGAAAUAGGGAGCCGCCGAGCGCCCCGGGCCCGUCGCGUUGGGGCCAGGCCAGCCACCUUCGUGUCCAUGAGCCCGCCGCCCUCUCGUCAGAGCUGCUGCUGCCGCCUCCGCCGCCGCCAGCAGCCGCCGACCCGGGUGCACCCCUCCGCCGCCGGGCCCGGUUUCCCCGGCCCUGCCGCCGCCGCCUCCUUCCCUCUGCGCGGCAGAAGGAAAAGACUUCAGACCCCAGCGUGAAGAGAAUGGCUGUGACUUUAGAACAGGCCCAAAGGGCGGGCUGUAUGUUUCUGAAAGCACUCUUAAGAUUCGGCUUCAUGGUUGCUAAUAACCUUGUCGCUAUUCCUUCCUACGUUCUAUAUUUAAUAGUACUGCAACCUCUCCGAUUGUUGGAUAGUAAACGGUUCUGGUAUAUUGAAGGAGUAUUAUUUAAAUGGCUUUUGGCUAUGGUGGCAUCGUGGGGCUGGUGGGCAGGAUAUACAGUUGUAGAAUGGGGAGAUGAUGUUCAAUCCAUCUCAGAAGAUGAAGCUGUGAUGCUAGUGAACCAUCAAGCAACUGGAGAUGUUUGCAUUCUAAUGAUGUGCCUUCAGGACAAAGGCACGGUUGUUCGUCAGAUGAUGUGGCUAAUGGAUCAUAUUUUUAAAUAUACAAAUUUUGGAAUUGUAUCUCUACUUCACGGGGAUUUCUUUAUAAGACAGGGAAAAGCUCAUCGUGACCAGCAGCUUGAACUUCUUGAGACACAUUUAGAAAAAUAUUACAGGAGCCGAGAUCGAAAGUGGAUUGUAUUGUUUCCAGAAGGUGGCUUUCUUAGAAAAAGAAGAGAAACUAGUCAGGCAUUUGCCAAGAAAAACAAUUUGCCAUUUCUUACACAUGUUACACUGCCAAGACUGGGGGCUACACAGGUUAUACUAAAAAAUCUGGUAGCUCAGCAAGAAAAUGGAACUCUGGCUGGUGGAGAUGCUACAGAAACAGAAAUCAAAUCAAAAGGUCUUCAGUGGGUGAUAGAUACAACCAUUGCGUAUCCCAAAGCUGAACCUCUAGACAUUCAGACCUGGAUUCUGGGUUACAGGCGACCAACAAUAACCCAUGUACAUUACAGGAUUUUUCCAAUUAAAGAUGUACCUGUGGAGCCUGAAGCCCUCAGUGUUUGGUUAUAUCAACGGUUCAUUGAAAAGGAGGAUCUCUUGUCACACUUUUACAGAACAGGAGCAUUCCCUCCGCUGCAGGGACAGACAGAAGCUGUUUCCCGAGAAAUGAACCUUAGCAAUCUGUGGCUAGUUGCCGUACAGUUUCUUGCAUUUUUGUCAGGCGGUAUGUGGUACUGCAUUCUUCAGUAUUUUUAUCAAUGCCUAUUUUAAAAGGGACCUGAGGACACAAUUGGGAACCAGGUACUUCUGUAGAGCGCAUCAUGUUAUGUGUGCAAAUGUGAAUGUACUAGGAAGGAACAUACUGGAUGGACUUUCCCCCCUUCUUUGGGGGAUUUUAAACUUCACUAGAAGUGAGAAUCAGUAACAUAGCAACCUAAAGAUGUAUUUUAAGAACUGUCCAUAUUUUUAAAUGGUGUGUGUUGUCCCGCCUCCACACACACCCAUCAACAAAUUCAGCAUUUGAACAGGAGACACAAUUAUACAACCACCGUGGGUGAACAUCUGGAGCAAGAAUGCUUUUACCACAGGUAGUGUCCAGCAUUGUAGUUGAAUCUUGGAGUCUUCAGCAACUUUCUCUUCAGUAGUCUGUACUGCAAGUCUUGUGAUAGAGAUCCCUCAUCUGCACAAACUCAAAUUGUAUUGUGAUGAAUCAUUCUGGAUCAGUUUAACCUAUUCUGCAAACCUAGUUAUGGUACUGUGACUGCCCCAUGUUACCUGUUUAGUAACAGCGGUGUUUUGGUUCGGGGGAGGGAAACAACAUCUAAGUGAGAUCUUGUAUCAGAAAUAUAGAAAAGGAAAACUAUUCUGCACAAAGGCUUUGCAGUGUCUGUCAUGAAGUAUUGAAAAAACUGUGCAUACCUCAUAGAGCCAUUUAUUUCUGCCCUCUUUUUAUGAAUUCACAUCUCUUGCAAGUAUCUCUGUUGUAAUGAUACUUCAAAAAUGGCAUAUUACUUUAUCUAUUUUCAAUUUUGGUUUUAGAAUGCAUUUCAUAAAUUGAUCAUUGUUUUUGCAGAAUGCACUUUUGAAAAUGCAAUACAGUGAAGGAAAUGCACUCAGCUUGGCUGAAAUUUAGUUGUCAUUCCUAACCGGUUGGAUUCUUGAGGGCUGUUAAGAAGCCUGUGAGUUUUCAGUGCUAAAGCAUACGAGUCGCCACACUCUAGCCAAAGUGGGAAGGUUUUUAAACCUUUAAGAGGCCUUUAUUUCCAUUUGACACAAUAGCACUAGAAACACCCAUGAGAGGGUUUACAUACAUAAAUGCCAAGCACCUCAGUACUUUGCUAGUAGGAAAAAGAAAAGGACCUUAGCAUAGUCUUAAAACAGUGUGUUUAGUCACUGGGGUAAAAUAAUAGGAAGAUCUUUUGAUAUCCAGAGCUAUGGCAAAAAUUACCUUUGGAGGGCAUUACUAAGUCUGCCACUUUGUUGACAAGUUUUGCUGUCAUAGAAAGGGAAUUUAGCUCAAGAGGCAGCCGUCGCAUUAAAGCAGGGUUUCAGUUGAUACAUGUUACAGUUUAUAAUGGUCUUGGAGAAAAACUUUCUCUAUGUGUUAUCUAUUAGUCUCAGAAUGUUUGGCAUUAUGUCUCUAUGACUACACAAAGAUAUAUAUAAGAGAAAUCAUUCCUAGAAAACAGUUACUAAUUUAAACGUACAGACCUGUAGAGUGAACUUUAAUGGCAGACUAUUGUCUUUUAUGGACUGUAUUAUUUCUGAGAGCAGAGUCAAGCCAACAGUAGUUCUCUGUGCUGAGUUUGCAGUAUCUGUUCUCCUGUUUUUUCCCCCCAAAUCACAUGAGAACCAGUUUUGGUGAGUAGUAUAAAAAAUAAAAAUAUAAAACCACAGCAUCAUAUUUUUCUGUUGUUUGAAGGGGGGGGGGGGCAAUCAAAAGACAUAAAUUUCCCCUAGUUAUGUGUGUAAAAUAUCACUUAGUCAAAUAUGCCAAAUAUUGAUGUUUACUCAUGGAGUUCAUUACAGCAUGGGUUAUAGCUACGGUGCAUUCUAGAAGAUGCAGUGAUAUAUACUGAACUGAUAAGAGUGAUACCUUCAUGAAUUAAAGUCAGAAAGCAGCAUUAAUGCCUAGCAUUUAACCUUGAACAUAGAAUACAGGUUGUUAAAUGAAGUUUUUUGACACGUGGACAACUGAAUAUCAGCAUAAGAAUAAAAUCCAUUUUGAGCAAGAUAUUUCCUGCAAAAGAAAGCUAUUUGGAGGGAUCAGAGUUUCUUCCCUUAUUAUCUUUGCCUUCAUGAACUAUGGCUAAAGCACUUCAGUUCACCACAUUGCGGGAAAUUGUCAAGGAGUUAGUUCCCCGUCUCUGGAUUUACAUGGCUAUAAAUCAGAGUUCUACUCUAGGAGUCAGUUAUCACUGGCCAGGAUGCAGAGCAUCAGCUAUUGUGACUGUGUCCUAUUUUAAGAAGGACAAAGUUUUUCUAAAAAGGAAGGUGUGUUUCAAAAAGUGAAUAGUACAUGUCUAAAAGUGAGUAGUACUUGCAUUGUAUGGGUUUCCUGAAUGAACACAAGACACCUGCAAGAAGACAGGUUCUUCUGCCUUCCACCCCAAGUUUAUUUUUAACAGAUAUUGGUCACAAUGGCCUGUGACAGUACUGUAAAUACUGAGUUGCUGGCUAAUGAAACAAAAGUGGAUGGCCGUGUAAGCUCAACAUAACCAGGCAUUCUACUUCAGCCUGCUCGUUUCUGUGUGGCAGGAUUUCACUGUUUAAGGCACUGAUGGGAUUUGAAUAGAUAGACUAUUUCCCUGAUCCCAGUUGCAUUGUGUGAAGGUGUAUCCCAUUUCUUUUGUGAAACUCUACCAAGUAGCAUGUUUGGAUAUACGCAGCAGUAGGUUUUUUUUUUUACGGUCUAUACUGGAAAAUGUGAAGAAUGUUAGGUAUCUGCUUCAUGAGUGAAUACGGAUAUUGGGACUAAGAAUUCUUAAAUAAAAUGUACAAUUUCAUCUCAGACUUGGACUACUAUCUUCAAACAGCCUACUUAUUCUACAAUAGCCCCUCUGAAUUCAGCAAGACCAGUUCAAAGUGAAUUUGUCUUAGGACCACAUACUUGUAAGAAGAAAGUUGGCAAAGAAGUACUUAUAUGUAUACAUUAUAUGCAUAUUUAUACACAUACCCAUAUAAGGUCCUGCAGGGAUACACUAAGGUGGUCUAGACUGUUUCAAGCAUAGCUGUUCAUUUGUUAACACCCAGAACAUCUUUAAAUUAUACUGAGUUAGGUUGAUUGGCAACUACCAGUUCAGUCCCCUAAGAUGUGUUAUGCUAAAUCUUGUUUCCUAUCAGUCAUCAUGGUGAUGUAAACACCCUUCCAUUAUUUGCAUCACCUAAUCUGACAUAUACAAUAUCAUAGUCACUUAACCCAGUGAGCACCUCCCUGUUCCACACUUGCAUUUCUUAACCAAGAUUAGAAUUCAUGCUUUGCUAUCAGCGUUAUUGAAAGGAGUUUCACCUUGAUUGGAAAUACUCAAAAAAAGAGAAGAGGUUCUUAAUUUGUAUUCAGUUCCUUUGAGUAUGCAGCCUUCUGAAUAUAUACAGUAGGAUGCCAACUCCUGUCACGCUCCAGCCCACCAAACCUCUAAUGGUAGUUUGAUUUGCAUGGGAUCAUCAUGCAAAGCAUCUUCUGAUAUAAUUCAGACUUUAUGAUCAACCAACUCAGAGAAACCAGUUUCAGCAGCCUCAUCGUGGAAAACUGUAAUAAUACGACUCGUCUUGGGAUACCUGAAUACUGUGGGUUUCUUUGGCAAAACCCUGAUAAGUGAAUGGGAUAAGCCAUUUUGCUGUAAUCUGCCCACAUUUUCUGUUAUAUUUAUUUUGGAGAAUAAUGUGCCCAAUAAGCCAUAAUUUUAUCAAAUUUAACAUUCACAUUUCAGUUUUCAGUAGUAUGGAAAAAUAUGUACAACACAAAGGCUGAAAAUUACUGUAGAAAAAUUGGCUGUAAUGUCUGUAGAACUGCUUCUUUCCUGACUCUUAUGUGUGUGUUGGACAUUCAAUUGCAUUUGUCUUUUAUAGUGUUGCAGUUUUAUGUCUGUGUCAUAACUAGGUAAUGUAAAACAUCAACUAGAAGAGACUUUUAAAAAUAUUUUAUGAGUCAUUUACUAACAAGAAGCCAUCAAAGUCUUAACAGUUUAGAUUUACUGCCAUUCAACAAUGUGUGCCAUUCACACACAGUUUUUAUCCUCCUCCCUGAACUGACAAUCUUUCUACAGGUUUUUGUGUGUAACUGUACACUCUGUAAUUUUGUGGAAGCAUUUCCUCUUAUGGUUUUAAAUCUUACUUAAAAGAGUUUUGUAGGAUUCAGGGGGCUAGAGCUUUCUCUUGUUUGGAAUCCAUCCAAAUAACUUCUGGUUGGCUAGUCCCUGGUGAGUCAGACUUGACCUUUCUUCACUUUCUUAGUCAACAACUGAUGACUUGCAGCUGAAUGUAUUAACUGCCUCUAUUGAAAAUAUUUGUCUUUUUGAGAUUACUUUUACUUGAAUUGCUUCAGAAUCAAAUGCAUAUCAAGAGGUAAGCAUGCAUGUGUGAACUGGCCCAGUUUAAACACAGUUAUGCCAAAAAAAAAACCCCUCAUACCAAAUUCUGUUCCUGCAAAGCCUCCAGUAGUUGUAAUAAGAGCAUCCCAUAUUACUCCAGUGGAAUCAGUGGCGUACCGCUAAUGGGGACGUGGGGUAUUCCCCACGCCGUUUCGUCAUGUGGGGGAGCACUGGGUACCCCCCACAUGAUGAAACAGCAUGCACCCGAGCUGCCUGCCACAGUGCUCCACCCCCCUCCCGGGUUCCCUGCAGGCUGGCUUCUGCCCUCCCCAGGCCCUGGGGAAAGCAGGAGCUGGCCUGCAGUGCCGGGGUGUGUGUGUGUGCUCAGUGACAGCGGUACUCGCCUGGGCUUCCUGCAGGCCAGCUUCUGCCUGAGCCCCAGCCUCACUCGCCCUCCAUGCUGGCUCCCAUAAGUGGGGCACAGGGAGCUGGGAGGGGGGGAGGUAGGCAGCCAGCCAUGCCCCCAGUCGCCAUUUAGGCCCAGUGCACCACUGAAUGGAAUGUGGAGCAUUGGCACACUGACAGUCUUUGUGCUCAAAAGCUGGUUUUCUUAUUGCUAUGUAGUGAAUAGCUUCACUGUCAUUAGAAAACUACAAGCAUAUUUAAACAAACCAGUAUGAUGGCAGUUAGGCUUCAUGGGCGAGAUCCAACCAGCUUUUCCACUGAUGAAAAAGGGUAUGCUGAGGAUCAUGGGAUGUGUAUGGACCAAAGCUAUGUAGGACUGGAGACUGUAGAAAGAAGGGGAAUUAAUUGAGAUUGAAAUACAAAAACUGAUUGGAUCAAAUCUUGCAAAUUGCCCCCGAUAACUUGUUGCACGUUUGAGACCAAACAUAAGUGGCGCCUUAAAAGACUCACAACACUUACUGCGACAUAAACUUCUGUGAGUUCAACCUCACUGUUUUGGACAAAGUAAGGUCUGAUUCAUGAAAGCUUAAGCUGGGAUAAAAUUGGUGGUGUCUUAAAAUGCCUCUGUAUUUAGGUUUUAUUUUGCUGAAACAAAGUAAAACGAAUAUUUUUCUGGAAUUAUUAUUUGGGACCAAAGUUAGUAAAAAUUUGGAAUUUUCAAUUUGCAGGUUACCCUAGGGGAAUAGUAUUGAGAGAUGUUUGGUGAGCUUUUAAAAAAUUUUGUUUUCCUUUUUGGUUUCCAAAACCAGAUAUAGUGAAGGGGGCUUAUACUUAAAGUGCUGUAUGGAAAUUAAAGAGCCAUAUAAAAGAAAUUGUGUAUGAAAUGGCAUUUUUGCCAAAUUAUGCAUUUUAAUGUAUAGGGGUAAAUUGUAAAGGGAAAAUAAAACUCAGUUUACAAAGUCAUCAAACUAUCAUAAUCAAUUUUCAGUUGCUUUAUUUCUGUUGCACAAAACAUGUGAAUUACUUGUUCUCAAAGUUCUUAAAGUGUGUAUGACCAGGGGGGAGGGAGGGGAGUCUAUGCAUUUCAUUGCUAUACUUUUUGAAUUUAAUGCAGUCUUUUUCCCACUGUGUUGUAUAUCUAUAUUAACUCCUCUCUUUGUGCCACAUAUGAUCAGAAUGAAUGCACAACAUUGUAGUGUGAUUUUGUUAAAGGGCUGGUCACAUUUGGAUUUAUGUUUGAAUUGAUUUCCUCAUAAAAUUCAUUAUAAACUAUCAGUGUCCUUUUUAAAGCUAGAUACAGAUACCAAAAGAUGGUUUUUUUCUCAGUGCAGACAAAUAGAUGGCAUUCUUGGUUUUGUUGUUGUUGUUCUAUUUGGAGAAUCCCUCACCCCACCCCCAUGUUUUGCGCGUUAUAAUCGUUUAAAUGGAUAUUUGACGAGGGGGGGAAAUUGCACCCAUUUAAUUUUACUUACCAUGCAACUUCAAAUCAUUGGUCACACUGACAGUUUGUAUAUGGUGUAUUAACAGUACGACUGAAUAAACAGGUCUUUUUAUAGCUCUCAGGAUUAUCAGAGAUUCAUCUUUCUGUGCAAGAUGGGGCUAGAUUUGAACUAAGACGUACUGUUGUGUAAAGCAGGGAAGAUGCUUCUACCAUUUUGACUCAAAUUUGUUAAAGUAUUGAUCUUGCAUUAAUUUUUACAAAGGUCUAGAAAACAAUAUAAACCUGUAGACCUUUCAUGUUUCUUGAUAGACAAUCCAGAAUUCAGAAAUAGUUUUCUGUGGGACUUCAGUUCCUUUCCAAUGAAGAAUGAUGCUGUUAUAUAUUUUAUUAUUAUGUAGCCAUCUAAAUUUAAGGCAUAUUUUACUUUUUUGAAAGCAAUGUUGUCAUUCAGUUUAGCUCUCAACUAAGGCCUAGUUCAGAUGAACAUCAUUCUCUCUCCAGAGGAGUACAUUGGAUUUGCUAGGUUUGUGAGCCCGUGAAAUUUGUGUGGAGGCACUGUAUAUGAGAACCACCACCUCCAUGUGUGGGGCACCUCCAUAACUACAGUUGCGUGUCUCUUCUUUAGAGGUAUCACAAUUGUGCAGUUUGGAUUUGACAUGUAAGCAGUUCCUAUUUUGGGUACAUCAGAUCGUACAAACAGUGCCUGGAUGCUACCAGGCAGAAAUCUGGUACCAGUUGUGCACAUUAUCAAAAUGCUUGCAUGGGAGCCACCAUUAGUCUGAACCCCCAGUCAAUGGUCGCUUGUCCCUUUUUAACCAGUAAUUUGGUACAUGGAAACACAUGGAACUCGUAGGAGCAGACCGAAGCCCCUUGCGCAGUCUGAAGGAGCUGUGCAAUGGUUAACGUCUACCUCUCUGUUUCACUUCCAGAUUUUGUUUGGGUUUGGAUCUGUGUGUUUGUGCUAAUAAUGAAAAGUGCUAUUUGUAAAAAAAAAGUUUUAAAAAAUAUGGAUAGGAAGAACCUGAAAGCUGAAGCUUAAAGCACCAAAGGAUCCAGUGCUGACCAGCCCUGUCCUGCACAUAUUUGACAAAAGCCAUUGUUUUUAAUUCUUAAUAUAAACAAUGUUUGUUUGUAAAGUUCCUUCCUGCUGGAAAAAUAUGUAUUUUUAAAAGAAAAAAAAUCCCUCUUGGUUAUAAAGAAUGUCAGCUGUAUGAGCAGAUGUGACCAUAUCAUAACAUGCUGAUCAGAUAUAAAUCAAUAAAAUUUAUACCUCUCAGGUCUGAUAA